CAUCUUUACAAAGAAUUUUGCAUCAGGAAUUAUACUCUCUUCCUUGUGGAUUACAGUAAACAGAAUGUUGUGUCAAAGCUUUCUGAAAAUGAAUUAUACAGCAAGACACAGAAGAAGACAAUGGGAGCAGAUAUAUAAGGUAUCUGGCUUUAUUUUAUUCUUUAUCAAUAAUAUUUAUGGCCAGCUACAAUAUUCAGUACCCGAAGAGAUGAAGCAAGGAUUUGUAAUUGGAAAUAUGGCAAAAGAUCUAGGAUUAAAUGUAAAGGAAUUAGCAAAUAGAAAAUUUCAACUUAUCUCACAGAUAGAAAAACAAUAUUUCAAUGUAAACUUGGAAAAUGGAGAUAUAUUGGUAUCUGACAGAAUUGAUAGAGAAAUAUUAUGUGGAAUAAAACCUACCUGCUUUAUAAACCUAGAGGCUGUCAUUGAAAAUCCUUUGAAUUUUUACACAAUCACUAUUGAAAUCCAGGAUGUGAAUGAUAAUGCACCGAUAUUUUCAAAAAAAUGUUUUGAUUUAGAAAUAAGUGAAGUUACUUUACCUGGUGCACACUUUGCUUUAGGAAAUGCACAAGAUCCAGAUUUAGGCACCAACUCUGUACAAAGUUAUACUUUAAGUGGUAAUGAAAACUUUGGCCUUGGAGAAAAAAUUGCAACGGAUGGAAUAAAAUAUCCAGAAAUUAUACUAGAAAAAUCAUUGGAUAGAGAGAAGCAAAGUUUCUAUGAGUUAAUAUUAGCAGCUUUGGAUGGAGGCAACCCUCAGAAAUCAAGCACUGCUAUAAUUAAGAUUGUUGUCCAAGAUUUUAAUGACAACCUACCUAAGUUUAACCAAGAUGUGUAUCACAUAAGAUUACAUGAAAAUGCAGCUGUUGGAUCACUUGUAAUUCAACUAAAUGCAACUGAUGAAGAUGAAGGCUCUAAUGCUCAAAUAACAUAUUCUCUUAGUCAUAUUCCUGAUAAUGCAUACCAAUUAUUUACUAUAGAUUCAUUAAAAGGAGAUAUUAAAAUGUUAGGAUAUUUAGACUAUGAAAAAGCAGAUACCUAUGAAAUGACCAUAGAGGCUAAAGAUGGUGGAGGUCAUGUGACACAUUGCAAGGUAUCCAUAUAUGUAAUAGAUGUCAAUGACAAUGCCCCAAAUAUUAGGAUGCAAUCUCUCUCAGACUCAAUCCCAGAAGACUCAUCACCAGGAACUGCCAUAGCAUUGCUAAAUGUCCGUGAUUUGGACUCUGGGAUUAAUGGUGAAGUUGCUUGUCAUAUCUCAGACCCUUUGGCUUUUCAGCUAAUUCCAUCCUCUAGUAGUUACUAUAAAUUAGUAACUGCAGCUAACAUGGACCGAGAAAGAAACCCUUCCUACAAUGUUACCAUACAGUGUAUGGAUAGGGGAUCUCCUCCACUAUCUACAAACAAAACCAUUUUACUCAAUAUCUCAGAUGUAAAUGACAAUGCUCCAGUCUUUGAGAAGAUGAACUACAUUCUAUAUAUUGGAGAAAAUAAUCAACCAGGUACAUCAAUACACAAUCUCCAAGCUUCAGAUUUUGAUUGUGAUGAAAAUGGGAAAAUUAGUUAUAGCAUUCUGAACAGUAAUGUAGAAGAUAUCCCUGUAUCAUCAUAUAUUUCAAUUAAUUCUAUAAGUGGAGUGAUUUAUGCCCAGAGAUCAUUUGACUAUGAACAGUUGCGAGAAUUUCAGUUCCAGGUGAUGGCUAAAGACAGUGGAUCUCCUUCUCUAAGCACUAAUGUCUCAGUGAGGAUAUGUAUCAUUGAUAAGAAUGAUAAUACUCCUAAGAUUCUCUACCCAUCACCAGAGACUGAGGGAUCAGCAUUAUUUGAGUUUAUUCCUGACUCUGCUGAGAAAGGUUAUCUGGUCACCAAAGUGAUUGCAGUGGACGCUGAUUCUGGACACAAUGCCUGGCUCUCCUAUCACUUACUACAAGUUCAAGAACCAUCAUUAUUCACUAUUGGCCAAUAUACCGGAGAAAUCAGGAUUGGACGAGAUCUUCCAGACUCAGAGUCUUUAAGACAAAAAAUUGUGGUUCUGGUGAAGGAUAAUGGAGUCCCAUCUCUGUCAUCUACAGUUUCAGUUAAUUUAGUUGUAGCUGAUAACUUUCAACAGGUUCUACCAGAGAUAAGAAGACAACCUAAUACAUCAAAUACUUCUUCCAAUGUAACUUUCUACUUGGUAGUUUCCAUAGGUCUUAUUUCAAUUUUAUUCGUUGUAACUGUGUUGAUUACGAUAGUCUUAAAGUGCAGAAAAUCUAAUUCUCCUACAACCUAUGGAGCUUAUAGUGGAAAUGUUUACCCUCAAUUCACCCUAGGAUGUCCUUCUGAGAUCAGUGAUGCAAGUUUACCUUUCCCAUUCUCAUAUGAUGUGUGCGUGACUUUGGACUCAAAGCAGAAUGAAAUUGCUUAUCUGAAACCAGUGCAAAAUGUCCCCACAGACAAUCUUAUAGACACUGAGGAUGCUACAGCUGUGAAUGGUUUUUGCAACAAUGAUUUGAAUCCUACUAUUAAUGCACAGGUAUGA
Messenger RNA from Bufo bufo (common toad), 2515 nucleotides. RefSeq names its product protocadherin gamma-B4-like. Gene Ontology annotation, molecular function: calcium ion binding. Gene Ontology annotation, biological process: homophilic cell-cell adhesion. NCBI's taxonomy places the organism in Eukaryota, Metazoa, Chordata, Amphibia, Anura, Bufonidae. Bases 65 to 2515 code for a protein of 816 amino acids. The record is from RefSeq and is a predicted model, not a curated record. Gene Ontology annotation, cellular component: plasma membrane. The transcript has a single exon.